Messenger RNA from Anthostomella pinea, 2010 nucleotides. The record is from the annotation of a GenBank genome assembly. Lineage: Eukaryota; Fungi; Ascomycota; Sordariomycetes; Xylariales; Xylariaceae.
AUGGUGAAAGGCGCACCGGGCCCUGGUGUGUACAGCGCCACGUACAGCGGUGUGAGUCUUCCGCUCCAUAUUGUGAUGUUGUCUUUCAUUCCCGUAUACGAAUUCCAAUUCGGUGUUGACAUGAAAGAACAUGUUAUGCGUCGGAGGCAUGACAAUUGGAUCAACGCUACGCACAUCCUCAAGUCGGCCGGAUUCGACAAGCCCGCACGAACGCGAAUCCUCGAACGCGAAGUGCAGAAAGAUGUCCAUGAGAAGAUCCAGGGCGGCUAUGGCAAAUACCAGGGCACCUGGAUACCCCUGGAGUCGGGCGAGCAGCUGGCAGUUCGGAACGAGAUAUACGAACGUCUUCGACCUAUCUUCGAGUUCACCCCGGGAAGCCAAAGCCCCCCUCCAGCACCACGCCAUACGAGCAAGCCGAAAGCGCCGAGAAAGCCCGCCGUGCCCAAGUGGAAUAACCCUCCACCGCGAGAAGAGCCCGAGCCUGCAAGUCAGCAAAUGAAUGGAGAUGAUAUUCCCGACAAUGUCACCAUCGCGUCCAUGCCAUACAUGGACGAGAAUGAGACCAACGAUCUGUCGCAUUUCUCUACUGGCCACCGCAAAAGGAAACGUGAGGAGGCCAUUCAGGACCUCACCGAACAGCAGCACUCUGUCUAUGGUGAUGAGUUGCUCGACUACUUCCUUCUUUCCCGCCAAGAGGCACCGACCUUGCGCCCCGAACCUCCAACCAACUUCCAACCGGACUGGCGUAUCGACUCGGAGAGACACAGUGCCCUUCAUUGGGCAAGCGCCAUGGGCGAUGUUGAUGUCAUCAAGCAGCUGAAACGAUUCGGAGCGACCUUGGGGUCCCAAAACUGCCGAGGCGAAACGCCCUUCAUGCGGUCUGUCAACUUCACCAACUGCUAUGACAAACAGACAUUUCCUGCCGUGAUGAAGGAGCUGUUCGACACGAUCGACGCCCGCGACAAUACUGGUUGUACUGUCAUUCACCAUGCUGCAGGCAUGAAGAGUGGUCGAUGUCAGAGCCAGUCGUGUUCGCGUUAUUAUCUCGACAGCAUCCUAAACAGGCUUCAGGAGACACAUGACACCAACUUCGUGCAACACCUUAUGGAUAUGCAAGACCACACCGGCAAUACAGCGCUGCAUCUAGCGGCUAUGGCAAAGGCUCGAAAGUGCGUAAGGGCACUGAUUGGUCGAGGAGCUACCUCAGAUAUUCCCAAUGCCGACGGCGUACGUGCAGACGAACUAAUCAGGGAGCUUAAUGCCUCGAGGAAUCCAAAAGAGCGUAUUCCACAGCGAUCAUCAUCCCCAUUUGCUCCCGACUCCCAGCGCCAUGCUGCCUUUCGUGAUGCUCUCAACGAGUCUGUCAUCAAGCUUGCCGUGUCGUACAACUCCGAAGCGGCCAACACAGUCCAGAACAGGAUUACACCGAUGGUUCUGGACAAGUUCCAGGACCUCGCACGUAAUUACGACGACGAGUGGAAGGACAAGAUAGAUGCGGAAAACGAGGCCCGCCGUAUUUUGGGCAAUACACAAAAUGAGCUGGCUGCAUUCCGCCGGCAGAUCGCCGACGUGGAAACACAAUUGGAGACCCCGGACGCAGCCGCUAAAGCGGUCCAUGAUGCCACCAUGGCUCAAAACCAAGUACUGUCACUAUUGGCAAACCAGAGCCGCUAUCACGUGCAGGCCUCGGUCGAUCAGACACUGGCCAUGAUGAAUGGCGACCAGGGCGAAGCAUCUUACGAGGACAGGCUCAAGCUCGCGCAAGAGCUUCGAGACCUCAUCACAGACCAGAGGCGUGCAGAGCAGGAGUACGUCGACGCACUAGGCCUCUCGGGUACGGGUGAGAAGAUCGACAGGUACCGGAAGCUGCUAAAGCAAUGUCUGGAUCGCCAGGAUGCCGAGAACCUGGACGCCAACUUGGACGACCUGAUCGACAUGAUGGAAGAAGAGCGAAGUGAAGGGCCUGUGGCUGCUGUGCCCGGGCCAGGGGAACCCAUGAUGAUCUGCUAG